CUUAUGAACACACAGUGAGACGGCAGCCACGACAAGCCAGAAAGCAAGACCUUCCCAGAAGCCAACUCUGGCAGCAUCUAGAUCUUGGACUUCCAGCCUGCAGAACUGCAAUCUUAAUUAAAAAUCUAUUGAAAUAAACCUGAAGCUCCUAGAACUAGAAGAAAAUAAUUUUCUAAGAUGUCAGCUGGGGAUUCAGCCAGGAAAACCCUGGAAAUGGAGAGUUUCCACACAAGAUUCAGUGCCUGGACACCUUUUAGGAACAAGUCAUUAAAUAGACAGCUCUUUCAGGAAAGAGUUGCUCUCAUAAGUCACUGGUUUGACCUCUGGACCAACAAGCAACGUCAAGAGUUCUUUGUCAAGAUUUUUUUACAAUGUACUAAGUCACAAAUAAGGUUUGUUCAAGACUGGUUUUCAGAAAGGAUGCAAGUUUCCAAAGUGGAUUUCUCUACAGUGUUGCCACGCUUCAUUUCUUUAUAUAUAUUUUCCUUUCUGAGUCCAAGAGAUUUGUGUGCAGCUGCACAAGUCAGCUGGCCUUGGAAGUUUUUAACCGAACAGGAUUGCUUAUGGAUGCCCAAAUGCAUUAAGUUUGGGUGGUUUCUGCCCUACACACCAGCAGAUAAUGAGUAUGGAGCAUGGAAGCACCAUUACAUUGCUUGUGUGUCCAAUUUAGAUUGGCUAACACCUAGGGAGGCUGCUGCUACUUAUGGCACCCUGAAUGAACCCAAAACACAAUAUGAGGAGAUGCAAGAGAGGCAGAGAGAAAAGUGCCUAAGGAAAAUAAUUUGGGAGAAAAUUGCUCUACGUAACAAGGAGUUAUUCAAAGUUCGACCCCCUUGGGUGAGCGGAACAUCCUGCUCUAGAUUGUUCACAUCCAAAUGCCAACCACGUCUCUCCCAGACUGUGAGGGAUCGAGUGGGAUUACACGGAGAUUUGGAGAAACAGCUUGUUUUGGCAUCUCUAGAAGCUUUGCCCAAGCGAAGCAAUGUUUCUGGCACCCAUUCCUACCCUUUAUUAUCAAGGAAAAGUUGGCAUGAAGUUUAUAAAAAGGAUGACAGAACUUCCUGUGCACGCCAGCCACACUUCAUAUUAAUAUCAUCUCGGAUUCCUGCUUAUGAGAUGGUGGUGCACAGCAUCAGGGCAGGUGUAAUUUCUGUGGUGUAUGAACACAAUGGCAUAACCUUGGAGAGCCUGCUUUAUCUUAUAGAAAAAGCUCUGGAUGGGCAGAAGGCACAGAGCAUGGGACUAUUUAGUGAUGGUGAUAGCAGAGAAAUCAAUUUAGUUCAAGGCUGUAGGAUUAGUAUUAAGAACUUAUUGAAGCCUGAAGUGAGAGAUUUCUGGGAGAAAUUAGGAAGCUACGUGGCGACCGAAGAAGAAGGGGGUCAUGUGGACCUCUUUGUACCACUGGGAGCAUCAGAGGCUGGAAUAGAAGUUCUUUCUCAGCUGUCUCAACUAACUGGCACAUUAUUUACUGCCCCCACGGGGAUUGCAACCGGCUCCUACCAGCACAUUCUCAGUGACUGGCUGGGACAACAGCAAGAAACUGCUCCUCCCACCCUCUACUUCAGCCAGUCAAAGCUGCAGACUUGGGCCAGCUUCAUGGACUUCUUGGAAGACACCUUGAAGUCAGUAAGGAAACAGUUAAGUCCUCUCUUCAAGGAAUUGCGGAAGAACAUCAGCGGCAGGAUGAUAGGGCAGUUUAUGUUUGAUACAAUGAAUAUGGCAAAUAUUCUGAAUAACCAAGAAAUUGCACAAACCCUGGCAGAUGGAUUGACAGAGCUCUCAAAAGAGAAUCCUGAAAGAAGUGUGCUAGACGACAAUCCUCAGGACACAAAGUCAAGUCUCAGCAAAAAUGAUCCAACUGUUGAGGUGCUGGUUAAGCUGGAGAGGAAACUCCAGAUGGACACAGCCGACAGGCGAACUGGAGUUGCCAGGGAACUCUUACAGAGCGAGAGAGAAUAUGUGCAGAUGCUGGAAAUCGUGAGAGAUGUUUACGUAACACCACUGAAAGCAGCAUUGUCAUCAAACAGAGCAAUUUUGAGUGCUGCUAAUAUCCAGAUCACUUUCUCUGAUAUUCUACGCAUUUUAAGUCUCAACAGGCAGUUUCUAAAUCACCUGAGAGACAGACUACAGGAAUGGGGUCCAGCUCAGUGUGUGGGGGAAAUAUUCACCAAGUUUGGAAGGCAGUUGAACACAUACACCAAUUUCUUCAACAAUUACCCUGUUGUUCUGAAAACUAUUGAGAAGAACAGGGAGAUGAUACCGUCAUUCCGUGCUUUCUUGAAGAGACACGAUAAGACCAUAGCUACCAAGAUGCUGAGCCUGCCGGAGCUGCUUUUAUACCCAUCCCGAAGAUUCGAGGAGUAUCUUAAUCUUCUCUAUGCUCUGAGGCUUCAUACUCCUGCAGAACAUAUUGACCGUGGGGACUUGACAACUGCAAUUGACCAGAUCAAAAAAUAUAAAGGUUAUAUAGACCAGGUGAGACAUCACGCCAGUAUGAAAGCCCAGCUGUCAGACAUACAGAGUGUCAUCUGGGGGUGUCCUACUUUAUCAGAAGUCAGUAGAUAUCUUAUUAGGACCCAAGAUGUAGCCCAACUUCAUUGUUGUGACAAGGAUAUAUGUUUCUCUUUAAGGCUCUAUGAACAUACGCAAGACCUCAGUCUUUUCCUCUUCAACGAUGCCCUGCUUAUUUCCAGUCGAAGCACAUCUCAUACCCCAUUUGAAAGAAGUUCAAAAUCAACCUACCAGUUCAUUGCAUCAGUAGCCCUUCAUAGUUUACUCAUUGAAGAUAUUCCAGAUUCCAAGUAUAUCAAGAAUGCAUUUAUUCUUCAAGGUCCAAAACGUGAAUGGAUUUGUGCCACAGAGGUUGAGGAUGAUAAAUUCCUCUGGCUGUCAGUACUCCAAAAUGCCAUCAAAAGUAGUAUGGAGAAAUACGCCUGGACUUGAAAACAGUGAGAUGCCAGCUCUCCCUGGCAGAGACAUACAGUAUGUGUUCUGUU
Messenger RNA from Condylura cristata (star-nosed mole), 2996 nucleotides. It is a transcript of the gene ECT2L, whose product is annotated as epithelial cell transforming 2 like. Bases 178 to 2943 code for a protein of 921 amino acids. The record is from RefSeq and is a predicted model, not a curated record. Gene Ontology annotation, molecular function: protein binding; guanyl-nucleotide exchange factor activity. Lineage: Eukaryota; Metazoa; Chordata; Mammalia; Eulipotyphla; Talpidae. The transcript is spliced from 21 exons.